This is a messenger RNA of Clupea harengus (Atlantic herring), 3412 nucleotides long. RefSeq names its product rap guanine nucleotide exchange factor 4 (gene rapgef4a). Gene Ontology annotation, molecular function: guanyl-nucleotide exchange factor activity. The transcript has 4 exons. Gene Ontology annotation, cellular component: plasma membrane. The record is from RefSeq and is a predicted model, not a curated record. Gene Ontology annotation, biological process: Ras protein signal transduction. The coding region runs from base 276 to 785 and encodes 169 amino acids. NCBI's taxonomy places the organism in Eukaryota, Metazoa, Chordata, Actinopteri, Clupeiformes, Clupeidae.
CACAGAUGAUGACAAAUACGUUGUUGUUCUAUAUCACUAUAACUUCUUAUAAUGGUCCACUAUUAGUGGUUCAUAAUUGAACACCCACCGAAUGUAGGCUAUCCUAUGAUACAGCAUUUAGUGAUCGUUCGUUUUACGUGGUGUAGGCUAUGACCAGCAUGGGAGGUGCACCUCUUCUUAAGCAUGGGUCAGGUGACCAUGUGUUGAAGUUCAGCCGUGGAGAGGAGCAGCUAAUUAACAAGUGAUGUAAAUCGUGCCUAGAAUCCUCUGGGUCCAUGAUCUCGCCAAAGAUGGUAGCAGCACAUACUUCUACCCAUUCCUCUGCCUCUGCAGAAUGGAUUGUUUGUCUCGACAAAAGGCCAACAGAACGUUCAGGGGAGGAUGUGGACAUCAUACUGACCCGUCUGAAAAACGUGAAGGCUUUUGAGAGAUUCAACCCCAACCUCCUGCAGGAGAUAUGCCUGUGUGGAUUUUAUGAAUGUCUGGAGAAGGGGAUCACGUUGUACAGACAGGGGGACAUUGGGACCAGCUGGUAUGCUGUUUUAUCCGGAUCACUGGAUGUCAAAGUCUCAGAGACUGCCAAUCACCAGGAUGCAGUCACAAUCUGCACUCUGGGCAUUGGCACAGCAUUUGGGGAGUCCAUCUUAGAUAACACCCCCCGGCACGCCACCAUUGUGACGCGGGAAGUCAGCGAGCUGCUGCGCAUCGAGCAGAGAGAGUUCAAGGCCCUGUGGGAGGUGAGGCGACUCAGAGAGCUGCUCCUGCCUUCUCUCUUCUUAGAAUGAUUGCAUGAUGAGGACUGGUCGCUCAAGGUUCUAACCAUUUUGUGCAUUUUUGUUUUGAAGUUUGUAUGUUUAUUUGGGCCAAGAUGUGGGUCAAAUUGCAGAUAAAAAAAAUAUUAAUAUAAAUAAUACUCAAUGGACUUUGAAUAGAUAGGUAUGGAUGUAGAGUCAUGAAAGUAGAACUGCAAGAAGUUUUUAUUAUCAUCGUUAUGAGAUAUUUUAUUAAUUAGAUCUGGUUGGUUUCCUUCCAGUCGAUUCACUCGGCACAACACAGAUAGCAUGAGGUAUCACACGCUUGUGUGUCUGACUGAAGACACCUAUAUUCGCCUAAAAGGCAGAUGAUGUGUUGACAUAGAGACGCCACACCUGCCUACAUAAGCCAGGUCACCACUUCAUCUCCCUCUGAACUCAUCAACCUUGCACCGCCUGUCUAGGCUGGUUUUAAGUGUAGCAAGUUAGCAGUUUCUCUAAAAGCAGUUCAACUGUUCCAAACAGGAUUAGAGCGUGACCCUCUCCUUUUCGAAUCCGUCGAACCAUCUCAGACUGACUCUGAGGGUUAGAUGGAGCCAGGUGGAGAAGUGGGUGCUAGCUGAGCUGAUCAGAUGGAGGCGCUGUGCAAAUUAGAGCCAGCGCCUUCGUCUCUCCAGUCCCAGCAGAAUGCGACGCUUGCGGUUGGCGACGGCAAGGAUAUUUUUGACCUGGACAUAGACGACGAUGAAACAGUGUCUGCCACUCUUUCUGGAUUUCAUGACUAACAUUGACCUGGAAUAAGCCACUGUCUAACCUCACCUUGGUGCCCGGUUACACAUAGUUUCUGGACCAUGACAUCUGAGAAGUCGGGGCUGUUGCACCGUCCUCCUGUGGAUCCGUCCCUCACCUCUUGCCUGGCCCCGUCUCACAACCAGGGGACUACGGGCCCAGCGACUCUUCAGUCGGUACAUUGCCGUCUUUAUUCGUCACAACUGAGAAUCAGUUCAACACUACUAGAGGUACAACACUAGUUUGCCCCACACAGCAGAUGAGCACUGGGUUGAACUGAGGAGGACACAGUGGUGACGUAGCGUAUGUGGGCAGGCAUGCUAUCUAUUAGAUACAUACCAUCUGUGUUGUGCCUCGUUCCUCUCCUUCAGGGUGUAACAGUGGUUAUAUGCAGAACCCAAUGUUUUCCUUAGAGUUCACCUACAUUGUCCUUUAGUGUUGAUGACUAAGGUAUGCGAUAUUAGUGUUUAAUAAAUCAUUUGUUUCUAUUACUCAGAUAUAUGUUUAAGGCCUGUUGCAAAAAUUGAAAGAUGUAUGAAAAAUGUAUGUGUACACAAUACUAUUCCUCAUGCACCUCAUAUUCAAGUCUUUCAGAUAAUUCCAAGGCAAAAAAACUUUCAUCCAGUGCUAUUCUUCAAAAGGCAUACUUAAUCAGGGUUUGUCCACUAGAGGGUAGCAUGAUGUAGAAGAGAACUGUGAAGUCGUCUCACUGAGAAGUCAUACGCACAACACAACAUGUCGGUUGAUUGCCGCACCUGGCAUGUCUUCUGAGACUUCUUCUUAUGUUUGUCUAUAUGUUGAUAUAGAUGCCCCCUCUCAAGCAGCAAGUACGGCAUGUGCAGCUUUAUUUGAUAUAUAUCGCUAAAAUGUAUGACACGUGCAUCCUUUAUGUUAUAUGACAUCACUUACUGUAUAUUCCUUUCCAUGUCAAAGGGAAUCAAGCAUUUAACUGGGCAUUUCGGUGGAGUGAUUGGGUUCACAUGGUGGGAAAAUGCAGCUAAAUCAUUCUGGUUGUCUUUUCCUGACAAACACGCCGUGGUUUCAGUACGCCAUGGUUUCAUUACCCUUUCGGGUGGGCACUUACUGUAAAGCCAUGGCCACUUUUCCAUGGUAUUUGGGUGUUUACAUAAAAGAGGAAACAGCGACUGGUAGAGAGGCUUGGGUUGGGGUGCAUUUGGGGUCAUCCGUGAGGGGAAUAGGAAUAGCACCAGGAAGGCACAGAAUGGCCCAGGAGGUGACAGAGUGUCUAGAGAAUCCUGCCAUCCUGAUGGGAGACAGCACUGUGGUUUCCUGAGUGGGAGAAUCCAUUUCCUCUGGGAUGUGGAGGUGGAUUGUGGUUAGGGAGUUGGUCGAGGGUUUGUGUUUCUGUUGUGUAUCCUCUCCGAGGCUGGGAACUGAGCGCCAUAUGAAUGUGUAUGUGGUUUGCGUGUUUGCGUGUGUGUGCGUGUGUGUACGUGUGUGUGUGCGGGGUGUAUUUUGGUUGGUUGUGUGUAUUGACAGAGCAGCGUGGAAAACUGCCAGCAACCAUCAAGGCAAAGCAAGACAAGGCAAGGCAAGUUUAUUUAUAUAGCACAAUUCAUACACAUUGGUUAUUCAAGUCACCAAAGUUCUUCACAAAUGACCAGAUAAAAGGACAGAAAAAUAAGAGAUUAAAAAAGGUAAAGUGCACUGUAAAAGGACAUAGACAAAUAAAUGACUAGAAAGAACGCUAAAAGAGCAUAGGAAAAAGUAAAUAAAUAAAAAGUAGAGUUCAUUCUGUCAGUUAACAAAAGCGUCUGAGAACAGUUCGAUAUUAUGUAUAAGUUUGAAACUGGCUACAGUUGGAGCACCUUUGAUGACAUCAGGAAGUUGGUUCCAGACCUGAGCAGCAU